Anthostomella pinea is the source of this 1587-nucleotide messenger RNA. Lineage: Eukaryota; Fungi; Ascomycota; Sordariomycetes; Xylariales; Xylariaceae. The record is from the annotation of a GenBank genome assembly.
AUGCGGGGAAUCGCAAACUUCCUCUCCUUCUUCUCAAUUUCACUCAUCGAGUCAAGGCUCGACUGGCUGCUCUCACCGAGACAAGGUGAUAACGACAACGAAGGAUGGUUGGACUACUACUGCGACUUUGAGCUCUAUGCAGGUUCUGGUCCUGCCAAAGGCGUGGUCUGUAACGACAAACGCAUCAGCGAGGCUUUGCCCGCUGACGAGGUCGACGAGCCAAAGGACUGCAGUCUAGAUCUCAAUGUCCCUGCCAGCUUGAUCCAGACGGUCUCCGAGCUCUCGAGCCGACAUCAUCUCAAACCGAGGCUCGUCACGACGAUCGUCAGGAGCCGGCUUGUGCGCCACGACUUCACGCGACCAUUCGAGCUCGAUGAAGACCCCAAGAAACAGGACAGCCUGACGACAUGGAUUGAAUAUCUCGGCUACGAAUACUGGUGGCUUGACAAGUACAUGCGCGAUAUCCAACGCCUGGAGCCAGAGCAUGACAAGCUGUGGCAACAGCUCAUCGAUGAAAAAAUGACGCAACCUCACGAGACGAGAGAGUCUGUGCGGACGAUGGCAUCAGCGAUGCAAGACCAAAAUGAGUACGAUCGGGCACGGGAGGCCGUACAGAAGGCUGAAUCGGAAGGGAGACGAAUCUACAAGUUGACUCAGGAGGACCCUGAACGUUUGCGUAUUCCCACGGCAAAGCGAAAAUCGAUGAUGAGAAUAGCUACAGAGAAACUGCUUGCUGCAAAGCGACGAUUCGAGCAGAUCCAGGUCCGAGAGCGACGAAGGACGGUAUUCAUAAGGGGCACAUUCGACUACGUGGAUACGAAAGGAUAUGCUGCCCGUCACCGUCCCAGACCGACGUGGACCCGACGGAAGGAGAGCGACGAAGAGGAGGCUCACCGUCGAUCAAGAGCCUCCCGAGAGACGAAACCCGAAGAGGCCUUCACAGCCAUCUCCAGAACGUUGGGAAUCACGCAGCCAGUCAAUGGCGCUCGAUACCAAGCGGUCCCGGGCCUGAAGGGAGCUGCGAAGAAGGCGAUGCAGACUAGAGUAUUGUCUGUCGGAUCUCCAUUAGGCUUUCCCGACCACGCUGAUAUAGAGACUCCAUCGCUGUCAGAGUACAUACACCACGGCAAUGGCCUAGUCCGGGCCGUCCUCCUCGUCAACGCUAAAUACGUCUGGCCCAAGGACCAGCCGACGACACCUACACUUCCGCAAAUCACUCUCAACGCCCUCCGACACGACGUGACACAGCACGGCUCUCUUGGCCCUGUUGACCACUUCAUGCGCGACGUGCAAAUCCAUCCUGUCAUCUCCACUGCCACUGCCACUGACGCUCACGUCAACCUUACGCUUCGCGACCUCCACGAUAGCCUCAGCGCCGACGUCCCGGUCACGCUGCAAUGCAGCAAAUUCCGGCGUAUAUUCCGGAAGCAUUACGCCAGCAUGCGCUAUACAGGCCCGAACCCGAAGAAGCGCUCUAGGGUCACGGACGACCAUCGGGCAUGGGAAGAGGAUAAGCGGGAAAGGGAGAGGGCGAACAAAAGGAUGAUGGGGCUAGGGGACGGAUCGGUGGGCUUAGAAGACGAGUAA